AUGUCCGGCAGAGCUCUUGGUGGCGGCGUCGGCCUCAACCCCAAUUCUGACGCCGUUCUGGAUCCGGCUGCCAAUGCAUUCCAGACAUCUCUGUUCAGGCCCACGCGCGCCGUCUACCCACCUCCGCCCGGCCAGCCCGACCCUGACGACCUGAUUCGCGACAUCCCCUUCCAGGAGUCGGCAUUCUCGGACUUCCAGAGCGUCCCUUUCGCGCAGGUAAUACAUAUGUACACCCCUAGGAACUCUUUUGCCUCCGCUAACUACUUGCUGCAGCCACCCAAGCGAGACGUCCCCUCGAUCGUGAUCGCUUACCUGUCCGUCCCGCAGACCCAGGGCCCUGAACCUGAUUGGGUGCAGUUGAUGGAUCACUUCAGGCAGGACAGGUGCCUUGAUGGCCCGGGGAACUGCCAGGACCUCUACGUCUUCGUGACGCGGAUCGUCAUCCCAAACGUUAUCAUCGAGAACCGACGCCUGCUCCAUGAGCUCUACAUGGCGAAGCGGACGCUAUCGGCAAACGUGCGCUUUCGGUACGACUACUGGCACACCCACGACGCCACCUACGCCCCUCCCUCCGCCGAACCCCUAAACGCCUUCCAGACCCGUCCCAACCGCCCCGUCCUGCGCUCGGUCCCAACGCCCUCCGGCCAGAACUUCAAGCAGUGGCUUGCCCAACCCUUGAACACGCCCGUUCACAAGCAGCCCUGCCCUGGCCAACUUAUGCACCGCCCCUGUGCUCUGGACGGCUACUUGAACGAGGACGAGGGAUCCGUUCGUCGUAUCAAGCCUGAGGCGCUGCUCCAGCGUACGGGCAAGGUACUGAACUUAUUCUGGUGGAUCUCGGCGCAGAACGCUUGCUUGAAGCGGUACAUGGCGGCGGGGUGGGUUGGCAUUGAGCAGGAGUGCUAUGCUUAA
Molecule: messenger RNA, 912 nt
Organism: Didymosphaeria variabile
Lineage: Eukaryota; Fungi; Ascomycota; Dothideomycetes; Pleosporales; Didymosphaeriaceae
Exons: 3
Coding region: 1-912 (303 amino acids)
Source: RefSeq, a predicted model, not a curated record